AUGUCGAAAGAAGAAAAUCAUCAUGUCGAAUACGGUUCUGACCCCGAUGGUAUCUCAAAUGACCAUCGCGAGUUCCUGCUUUCUCAUCAUGGAUCCGUGGACUUGGAUCCCAUUCCAUCCAUGGACCUGGCCGACCCUCUGAACUGGCCAAAGCGAAAGAAGGUGCUCAACCUGGUCCUCGUUGCUUUCCAUGCCAUGUAA
Molecule: messenger RNA, 201 nt
Organism: Phaeoacremonium minimum UCRPA7
Lineage: Eukaryota; Fungi; Ascomycota; Sordariomycetes; Togniniales; Togniniaceae
Product: putative mfs multidrug transporter protein
Exons: 3
Coding region: 1-201 (66 amino acids)
Source: RefSeq, a predicted model, not a curated record